ACAAUAUGCAACCAAGGGCUGAAGCGCUGAACACAAUGCGUGUAGGUAGAUAAUGGUUCCGCUAAUGGCACACCAUAAUGUUCUGGUCAACGUUCUCGGAACGUUCUAAUCGUUCAAUUUUCGAGCGUUCUAGGGUGAGGUAGGCAUAUCUGGAGUAUGACUAGCGUGUCACUUAACGCAUGAGGAGCGUGAAGUGAAGACAGCCCUGAAAACUAUUCGCGUGUGCUGACGUCACUGGCGCGCGACGAACGAUUAAACGAUUAGUCAACGUUAGAAGAGCGUGGUUGAUUAACGUGAUUCACGUGUGAAUAACAACAGAAUAGGGUUUUGCUGGCGUGUGUGUUUUAUGUUUAAACGGGUAUAAAACGCUGGAAAGUCAUAGUGGAGUCAGUUGUUCUUCUGAGAGUGAACAAUGAACAGCAUGCCGCUAAGACGAAAACAAUGUGUGAGGGGGUCUUCUGCUACUAGCGCUGCAAGUAAGACGAAUGCAAAGUCUCUUUCUCUAGCAAUGUCUUCGGAUGAAGAACAACACCACGAGGAAGAGCCCAUCCGAGGUAUGACACCCCGUGAAGACCCUGAAGACCCCAUUGAGGACGUCCCGACCAUGGCAAAGAGAAGGAGGAAGCAGAGGAAGGACUGCAGGAUCCAGGACCAGGCGGUGGAGGAAAGUCUGGUGGAUUUUUUCCGCGAAAACGAACUGCUGUGGAACUCAAAGAAGACAGAAUACAGGAACAAGGCGAAGAGGCAACGGGUACUCGAGACCAAGGCCACAGAGCUGGAGAUCGGGGUGGACCACCUGUGGACCUGGUUCAAGUCCCUCAGGGACAUGUUCACUAGGUUGGACAAGAAGAAGAGUGGGGAGGGCCAGCAACAGUUGACGGAGAGGGAGAUGUGGAUAAAAGACAAAUUUGACUUUUUCCACCGUGCUGUCAACCACCGCUCAAAGCACUUCCGGAGUUUGAAGGUGAUUAAAGUUGAAACUCAGGGGGAGCGGGCAGCGGCGGAGGAGAGGAUUGAUGUUGACGAGUUUGCUGAGAUCGUCCCCGUCUUACAACGUCAACCUGCCCCAGCCCCGUCGGUGUCCUCCGACAUGGAGACCCUCCAGAGGAAGGCCAUGGAGAGCGGCGAGAUGCUGACGAUGCUGCGUGAGCAACUCCCGCCUCCCGAGCCAGUCACCGAGAGGACCACCUACGCCGCCUACGUCAAAAGUGUGCUGCUGGGGAUGAGUGUAAAGGACUUUCGCCGGGCCCGGAAAGGCAUCAACAAGGUCCUGAGGCCCUUCUGCGAGUCGGAUUCAACCGACGACAGUGAGGACCAGCCCAAUAGACUAUGUUAAUAUGAUUAAUGUAGUCUCCUAUGUCUACCAGAGAAGAAAGGGUACAUUGAUAGACUGCCAAAACAAUAAUAGUUUAUCUCAGUGACCCUUCUCCCUACCUUGCUUUCCUUAGAGAAAUUAUCUCUUGCUUGAUCUUUGCCUGACCUUUUGUUAAGAAACUAAACUCAUACAACAAUGAAACA
This is a messenger RNA of Clupea harengus (Atlantic herring), 1518 nucleotides long. RefSeq lists its product as uncharacterized. The record is from RefSeq and is a predicted model, not a curated record. NCBI's taxonomy places the organism in Eukaryota, Metazoa, Chordata, Actinopteri, Clupeiformes, Clupeidae.